AUGAGCGACUACCCAACCCUCAAGACUCCAAUACAAACCGUCGGCCUAAGAGAGGUAUGCGAAGUCAACGGUCGCACAUUCACGAGAAGAAAAGGUGCCGAUGAAUGGACCGAAUACAUCGCCUCUCAAUCCCCUAGUGACCGGGGGCCGUCAUCACAUUCACCGCCAAUAAUCUAUCUUUCUCUCAUCCACUACAUCCAAGGCGAGGGUGAGCCCUUGCACUGGUCCCUAUUUUUCGCUCGUGAAAAUCAGCCUGGCUACGAAUAUCAGGUCAAAGGAGAUGCUGAGCAUAUGACGUAUGAGCCCUCGGAUGGUAUGGUGGAUGUUGUCAAUGCCGACGACUUUUUGAACAUUUAUCAUUUGGCUGCUAUGGUCCCAACACAGGAGAGUGUGGUUAGGUUUGUCGCCGAGGAGGAAGUGCCUCCCCGAGCAGUCAAUAGGAAGGCUGUCGUGGAGAACUGUCAAGGGUGGUGUGUGCGUGUGAUCGCUACGCUUGUCACAAUGGGGAUUAUUCCAGAGACGAAACUGCAAAUGGCACGAUCUAUGUUGCAGCCGAUUUAG
Messenger RNA from Penicillium verhagenii, 561 nucleotides. RefSeq lists its product as uncharacterized. NCBI's taxonomy places the organism in Eukaryota, Fungi, Ascomycota, Eurotiomycetes, Eurotiales, Aspergillaceae. The record is from RefSeq and is a predicted model, not a curated record. The coding region runs from base 1 to 561 and encodes 186 amino acids. The transcript has a single exon.